AUGGCGGCUAAGUACGGCCUAAUGCUACAUCAGAUGGACGUCAAGACAGCGUUUCUUAACGGCUCCCUCAACGAAGACAUCUACAUGGACCAGCCGGACGGAUACCUGGAUGCAACACAGCCGGACUAUGUGUGCAAGCUAAAGAGAUCACUCUACGGCUUGAAGCAAUCGCUUCGCAUGUGGAACCAAACAAUCGAUGGGUUCAUGAUCAAGAUGGGAUUCAAGAAGUGCGAAUCGGACCACUGCAUCUACAUCAAGCGAGACGACCAAGACAUGAUUCUCGUGGUGCUCUACGUCGAUGAUCUCAUCCUGGCCAGCAGCAACAACGAACUCCUCAAGUCAACCAAGAUGGCGCUGAGCAAACGCUUCGAAAUGACGGAUCUCGGUGAGCUCGAUUACUUUCUCGGCAUGGAGAUCAAGAACGACCGUAAGACGGGAAUGGUGACUGUACAACAAACCAAGUUUCUCAAGUCCGUGUUAACCAAGUUCGGAAUGGAUAACAGCAAGCCAGUGAAGACGCCUCAAGAUCCCGGCCUGAAGCUAACCAAGAACAUGUGUGAACAAGAAUGCAAGCACGAAGACACCAUGUGCAACGUGCCAUAUCGAAGUGCUGUCGGAGGCAUCAUGUAUCUCAUGGUCGCCACACGUCCGGAUCUAGCUGCUGCAGUGGGAUCAUUAUCCCAGUUCUCGUCCGACCCAUGCCCGACUCACUGGCAAGCUUUGAAGCGUGUGCUGAGUGAUGAACUUUAG
Messenger RNA from Peronospora matthiolae, 750 nucleotides. NCBI's taxonomy places the organism in Eukaryota, Oomycota, Peronosporomycetes, Peronosporales, Peronosporaceae. The record is from the annotation of a GenBank genome assembly.